Messenger RNA from Dioscorea cayenensis subsp. rotundata (Guinea yam), 983 nucleotides. RefSeq lists its product as uncharacterized. Gene Ontology annotation, cellular component: membrane. Gene Ontology annotation, molecular function: metalloendopeptidase activity. The transcript has 4 exons. Gene Ontology annotation, biological process: CAAX-box protein processing. NCBI's taxonomy places the organism in Eukaryota, Viridiplantae, Streptophyta, Magnoliopsida, Dioscoreales, Dioscoreaceae. The coding region runs from base 19 to 918 and encodes 299 amino acids. The record is from RefSeq and is a predicted model, not a curated record.
ACGAGAAGCAGUGAGAGAAUGACUUCAGCUCUUUGUUAUCCAACGACCCUGCCCAAGCUCUGCAGGGAAUUCACUUUGAACCCUAAAUGCUCACAGUUUUCCCCUUCUUUCUUUCCCAAAUCUAGGUUUCCGAGCAGCGCUUCUCUGUUCAGACCGUGUUGUUCUAGGAAUGGCUGGGGUGGUGAGGAUCCUUUUGAGAACUUCUCAGUGCUGGAAACUGAUACUCCAUGGGAUAGUGCUGACAUGUGGAGUACAUUAGCAGGAUACAUCUUCACCUUGCACGUCCCUCUUAGCUUUGGUGGAGUAGCCUUUGUGGCUAAAACACUCCGGCCUUUGCUUGACCCACUUACAAUGGCGUUGUCAAUAAUUGUAAUCCAAAUGAUGGAAUUGACAGGGGCAAUGUUGCUAUUAAGUUUUACUGCAAAGAAGGAAUAUCAGAUUUCAAGCUUCUUCAUUGGAAAGUUGUUUUCAGAAAAAAGAAGCUGGAUUAAAGCUUCAGCAACAGGAGUAGUGUUUCUUAUUGGUUUGAUGUUCCUCACAUCUAGCAUUGCCGAUAGUUUACUCGAAGCAAAGGAGGAUGUAAAUGACCCAAUAAUGAAGGAGAUGUUCUUGGGCAGUCCAUUAUCCGAGAUUGCAACAGUAUCUCUCCUCUGCUUCACAACGCCAUUGCUCGAGGAAACAAUAUACAGAGGAUUUCUUCUCACUAGUCUUGCCAAGGAAAUGAAAUGGUGGCAAGCCAUUAUAAUCAGUGCUUGUGUUUUCAGCAUUGCUCACUUCUCCUUUGAGAGUUCUCUGCAACUUUUCCUUGUUGGCAUUAUUCUUGGUUUUGUUUAUUGUUGGUCAGGAAACUUGGCUGCUCCUUUUCUUGUCCAUUCUUUGUAUAAUGCUGCAGUUUUACUGCUUGAUUACAUGCUUUAGAUUCUGAAACAGAGAGGAUUAACCCCACAUUAGGAUUAACCCAAAAUUAUAUGUAAAUUUUUUUU